Lodderomyces elongisporus is the source of this 1944-nucleotide messenger RNA. It is a transcript of the gene LKH1, whose product is annotated as bifunctional aminopeptidase/epoxide hydrolase. The transcript has a single exon. Gene Ontology annotation, molecular function: aminopeptidase activity; epoxide hydrolase activity; metallopeptidase activity. Bases 1 to 1944 code for a protein of 647 amino acids. Gene Ontology annotation, biological process: proteolysis. NCBI's taxonomy places the organism in Eukaryota, Fungi, Ascomycota, Pichiomycetes, Serinales, Debaryomycetaceae. The record is from RefSeq and is a predicted model, not a curated record. Gene Ontology annotation, cellular component: cytosol.
AUGACUGCAACUGAAUUAGUCAAAAACAUUGCUCGAAAAUCACACGAAUUGGAUCCAUGUACGAGAUCAAACUAUUCCUCAUUCAAUGUUAAUCACACAGAGUUGAAAUUGUCAGUCGAUUUCAGCAAAAAGAAAAUCGAUGGAGUUGUUAAAUACGACUUAACUAAUAAGAGCACCGCCUCAGCAACAGACGAAGUUGUACUCGACACAAGGGAUUUGACUAUCAAGUCCGUAAAAGUUAAUGGUGCUGAAGUCAACUCAUACGAAUUGUCCCUGGCUGUACCUAUUUACGGCUCGGCAUUACAUAUCCCCCUUGCAGUCAACGACGCAAAAGUCAAUACUACAAAGAAACUUGAUGUGGAGAUUGAAUUUGAAACAACGGAAAAAUGCACCGCAAUCCAAUUCAUCGAAGGUGAUACCGGUCCCUAUGUGUUUUCGCAAUGUCAAGCCAUUCAUGCUCGUUCACUUUUUCCUUGCUUCGACACCCCGGCAGUGAAGUCACCUUAUAAAUUCAUUGGCAUAUCUUCCUCAAAAGUCACCAUGUCUGGUCUUCCUCAACCAGAUAAUGGCACCACGGAUAAAUAUGUUUUUAGCCAGCCUAUUCCAAUACCAUCUUACCUCGUCUCCAUCACCUCGGGAAAUUUGGCCAAAGCUGCAAUUGGUCCCAGAUCGGAUGUUUAUAGCGAGGAGCCAAAUCUUGCUGCUUGUCAAUGGGAAUUUGAAAAAGAUAUGGAAAACUACUUGCAAAUUGCUGAAUCACUCGUUUUUGAUUACGAAUGGGAAAGAUUUGACUCAUUAGUCUUGCCAUCGAGUUUCCCCUAUGGUGGUAUGGAGAUACCGAAUAUGACGCAAUUGACACCUACAUUGAUUUGUGGAGACAGAACACAGACAAAAGUAAUGGCUCAUGAGUUGGCGCAUUCAUGGUCUGGGAACUUGGUGACAAAUUGUUCAUGGGAACACUUUUGGUUAAAUGAAGGAUGGACUGUAUACCUUGAAAGGCGUAUUGUUGGCGCUAUUGCUCAGCGUGAAGCUAGCGCUAGUGGUAAGAGCGCAGAAGAAGCUGAAAAAUAUGGUGAACAAAUGAGACAUUUCAACUUGAUUGGUGGAUGGAACGCUCUUGUUGAAACUUGUGAAACGUUUGAUCCAAAGUUUACCAAAUUGGUUUGGGAUUUGGAAAAUGGGGAUCCUGAUGAUGCAUUCUCAAGAAUUCCAUACGAAAAAGGUUCAUUUUUCUUGUUCAAAUUGGAAAACAAAUUGGGUGGAAAAAAGGAGUUUGAUCCAUUUGUGAAAUUCUAUUUCUCAAAGUUUAGGUACAAGUCCUUGAACUCUGCCGAGUUUGUUGAGACUUUGUACGAAUUUUAUGAGCCACGUGGUAAAAAGGAAAUAUUGGACUCUAUAAAUUGGGAAAGAGAACUUUUCGAGUCAGGUUUACCUGAUAAGCCCGAACUUGAUACCACAUUGGCAGAUGAAGUUUAUGCAUAUGGUGACAAAUGGGCUGAAUAUUUCGAAGCCGGAGAUUUCCAAAGCGUGCCGUUCAAUGAAACAGAUAUUGAUAGUUUUGAAGGUGAGCAAAACAUGUUAUUGCUUGAGUACCUUGCAGAUAAAUUCAAAGCUAUUGCUGGUGAUGCUUCUGUAUCGCCAGAGAUUAUAAAACAGUUUCCAAAAGUUUACCCUAAAUUUGCUAAUAGCAAGAAUGGUGAAAUUGUUUCCGCCUGGAACAAUUUGCUCUUGAGUUAUGGACAAUAUAAAUCUGAAGAUGCAGUCGUUCAAGAGUAUGCUGAGUGGCUUGGCCACACUGGUAGAAUGAAGUAUGCACGUCCAGGCUACAAAUUACUCAAGAAUGGUAUCAGUCGAGAUUUUGCAAUUGAAGUUUUCACCAAGUACAAGCAAUUCUAUCAUCCUAUUUGCAGAACCAUGAUAGAAAAAGAUUUAGACUUGGCAUAA